Messenger RNA from Morone saxatilis (striped sea-bass), 1048 nucleotides. RefSeq names its product polyglutamine binding protein 1 (gene pqbp1). The record is from RefSeq and is a predicted model, not a curated record. Lineage: Eukaryota; Metazoa; Chordata; Actinopteri; Moronidae. The transcript has 7 exons. Gene Ontology annotation, molecular function: protein binding; ribonucleoprotein complex binding. Bases 88 to 759 code for a protein of 223 amino acids. Gene Ontology annotation, cellular component: nuclear body; cytoplasm. Gene Ontology annotation, biological process: alternative mRNA splicing, via spliceosome.
UUGAGCGCCGGCGCCGUGUGUUGUUUGGGGGAAAGUCACGUCGUCGUCUCCUCGAAGAUCAGAGAGGAGGUUUAUAUAAAGAACAGGAUGCCUCUGCCCCCAGCACUGCUGGCCCGCUUGGCCAAGAGAGGGAUUGUUAAACCGUCAGAGCAAGAAAUAGACGAGGAGAUCAUUGCUGAAGACUACGAUGACAACAAUGUAGAUUAUGAAGCCACUCGAGUGGAGAGUCUGCCACCAAAUUGGUACAAAGUGUUCGACCCAGCUUGCGGGCUUCCUUAUUACUGGAAUGUGGAGACGGAUAUGGUCGCCUGGCUGUCCCCAAAUGACCCAACUGCAGUGGUUACAAAACCUGCCAAGAAAAUUAGAGCUGAAGGAGGAGAUGAAAGAAUUGAGAGGCAGUUCGAGAAGCUAGACAGAGAGCGAGAGCGGGAAAGAGACAAAGAGCGGGAAAGGGAACGGGAAAGAGACCGAGAGAGGGAUGAAGGGAGGGACAGAGACAGAAGAAAGCCACGGAGAGAAGACAUGGCACCGUACAGUAAAAACAAACGAGGGAGAAAAGAUGAUGAGAUGGACCCCAUGGAUCCAAGUGCUUAUUCUGAUGCCCCAAGGGGAACGUGGUCGAGUGGCUUGCCCAAGCGUAAUGAGGCGAAGACGGGUGCAGACACCACAGCAGCAGGGCCUCUGUUCCAGCAGCGGCCCUACCCCAGUCCAGGAGCCGUGCUUCGGGCUAACGCAGCGAACCAAAUACCCAAGGAGUAAGCCGCGCUCCCCGGAGACAACCGACAGAGACAUAGCUGUACAGUUUGUCUUAACAUUUGCAGUUACAGACUGAAGUCUCUCUCUGAUAGUUUUCUUUUCAUUCAGAAUUUUGUGUACAUGUCAGAAAUAAGAGUGCAGAGCUUUUAUACCACCAGUGCAUUCAUACUCCUGUCAAACAUGUAGAGAACAGUUGUAAAUAUGUUUUUAUAUGAUCUAAAGUUUGACCUUGUUGUUACUAGGGCCAUUUGUAGACAUCAUUGGUUAAUAAAUUUAAAGAUUACUGUGAAAA